Saccostrea echinata is the source of this 906-nucleotide messenger RNA. RefSeq lists its product as uncharacterized. The record is from RefSeq and is a predicted model, not a curated record. NCBI's taxonomy places the organism in Eukaryota, Metazoa, Mollusca, Bivalvia, Ostreida, Ostreidae. The transcript has a single exon. The coding region runs from base 1 to 906 and encodes 301 amino acids.
AUGGCCUUACUCAUGCUUAUUUUUAAGAGGCUAAAUAUACCUAUUGCUAAGCAAAAAACAGAGGGUCAAGUCACCACUAUCACCUUCCUUGGCAUCACUCUAGAUUCCCUCAGGAUGGAAGCAAGGCUACCUACCGACAAGAUUUCCAGAAUUGUAUCUUUCAUCGAUGAAUUCCUUCAAAAGAAAUCUUGUACCAAAAGGGAGCUCCUACAAAUAUUUGGCCAUCUCAGUUUCGCAAGCAGAGUCAUAGCUCCAGGGCGCUCCUUCGUGUCACAUCUCAUUACCCUGUCCACAUCAGUUAAACAGCUCCAUUUUCAUAUCACCUUGAACAAAUGCUCCAGAGACGACAUGAAAAUGUGGCUUUUCUUCCUCAAACAAUGGAAUGGUAUCUCCAUGUUCUAUAACCAAAUUGAGGUCAGUUCCGAUGCCCUGCAACUCUACACAGAUGCUUCAGGAUCUCUCGGGUACGGAGGCUUCUUCCAAGGACAAUGGUUUUCAGAAUCCUGGCCUUUUCCUCUGCAACGUACAUGUAAAGAUAGUGAUGAAGUCUCCAUAGCGUUCCGCGAACUCUACCCUAUUGUCGUGGCCGCUCUGCUGUGGGGUCACUUGUGGAAAAAACAACGCAUUGUAUUCUCUUGCGAUAAUCAAACGACUGUGGCAAUCAUCAAUAAGGAUCGCUCCAAAUGCCCUAAGAUCAUGACACUCGUUCGCCGUCUAAUAUUAUGUGCAGCUGUUAACAACUUUGUUUUUAAAAGCAAAUACCUUGAAGGUAAAAAAAAAUUUAUUGCCGAUUGUCUGUCUCGUUUACAGAUCCCAAAGUUCCAACAGCUGGUUCCAGAUGCCAGGAAAACACCUUGCACUGUUCCAGGAUACCAGGAGGUCCUCAAAGACUUGACAAUAUUGUAG